CAAGACAUUUGCAGCAGCAGUCAAGAGAAGUAGGGGAAGCAAUUCAACCAUGUUUCUCAUUUGGAUUAGAAAACUGAAUAAAAAUGACUAUAGCCAAAGUGAGAAAAGGGUAGCGACAAAAAUACAUUUUCUCUGGCAAUUUGGAAUAAACAAGCGAAAUGAGAAAAAGUGUACUUUUAAUGCCUCGUGCUGUUCUAACUCACGUACAAACUCCCGCAUGAACACCAGAUUAAAGAGGUUCAAACCUGUUUAUAUAUUAUCUGUUCUCAUCUCUUUCUUUUUUCUUUUUUUUCUUUAUUUGCUGAUGGGAAAAACCAAAUACAAAGCAACCCAGACCAAUAUCACCCUUAAACAGAAAAUGGCAUAUCAGCAAAGAGAGCUGACAAUACACAAGUGGGAACUCCCACCUUCCAACAAGCUGAUGCCUUACAUUCCAAAGCAUAUUUAGCUAAACAAUGUGCGACCUCUCAUUUGAAGCUCGAGGCCUAAACAAAAAGCCCAAACAACCUGCAUUUUGAUAAUCAAACAUAAUAUCUUUGACGAUCAUAUCCAUAUCACCAAAACGAAGGUUAUUCGAAUUAAGCAUUCUUAUCGUCACCAAGAAAUCUGAAAUGAUAUAAAGAUUUUCACAUUUGCAUGUAGUUCCACUACAAGAGGUCUGAGAUCCGAACCGUUGUUAUAGCAACUGGGCAUAUCUUUUAAGCUGAUAUUAUACUAUUAGAACAAACUGAAACUUGUUAAAACCAAAUUUUAUUAAGUCAGAUUUUGAGACCAUUAACUUUAAGGUACGAUUUGAAAUCUCCAAAUGAUUGGCUGCACACUUCUGUUAGACUGAUAAAAAAAGUUUCAAAUCAGAUAGCACCCGGGAAAGAUCAUGUUACCGUAAAUAAUGUUACAAAAUAUCCUUAGAUUGUUGACUGACGUGUAUUAUAUUAUUUUGCAUUAAACAAAAGGAAAGGUGGCCUUCACGUAUUAUAUGGCACGAGCCAUGACAUGGAAUGGAAGCCAUUGACAAAACAUGCAAUGCAAGCUUAGUUGCUCCCACGUCGAUCAAAUAUCUUCUAAAAUCUAUCAAUAUUUUCUCAUUAUCCAAACAAGCUAAGACUCCUAUAAAUAUCAAUCAAAUCAAAACCACUCACCAUUCGAACGGAGCUUCCCUUCUCUCUAACAAGCUUUAGUGCUUUCCAACAACCCUCAGGAAAAAUGGCAAGCCACCAACUUAUGUUCCUUGUCUCAACAAUUCUUCUCCUCCCCUUGGCCUUCCCUUCCAUUGCGGCCAGCAAAUAUGCCCCGUCCAGUGAAUAUGUCCCAGCAAAGCAGGUGGAGAAGGAAGUCACCGUGGUGGUGGAAGGAGUGGUCUACUGCCAGAGCUGUGACCGGUUUGGAAGCUGGUCUUUGACUGGUGCCAAGCCCAUUCCUUCAGCUAAAGUCAGCGUUGUCUGCAAGAACUACAGAGGUCAAGUGAGCUACUACAAGUCUUUUGAAGCUGACAAUAAAGGGUAUUUCUAUGCUCAGCUUGAUGGCUUCCAAAUGAGCCACGAUCUGCUUGAUCAUCCACUCCAAUCGUGCAAAGUCAAGCUUGUUUCUUCUCCAGAUGAGAAGUGCAACCUUCUUUCCAAUAUCAACUAUGGAAUGUACGGUGCCCCUCUUCGUUUUGAGGACAAAGUGUUUAGAGGUGGGAAACAUUAUGAGGCUGUGAUAUACGCUGCAGGUCCUUUGGCUUUCCGCCCUAAUUAUUGCCCUCCUGCCACUCAUUACUGAUAUUUGCCACCAAUUUUCAUCGACCCAUGAUUGAUAUUUAUAAUGAUAUCUACUUUCUCUUUUAUUUUGUUCCCUCUUCUGUUUUGUUCAGUUGACUGAUGUAUCAACAUUUUGUUCUGU
This is a messenger RNA of Humulus lupulus (European hop), 1881 nucleotides long. Its product is annotated as non-classical arabinogalactan protein 30. The transcript has a single exon. The coding region runs from base 1204 to 1761 and encodes 185 amino acids. The record is from RefSeq and is a predicted model, not a curated record. Lineage: Eukaryota; Viridiplantae; Streptophyta; Magnoliopsida; Rosales; Cannabaceae.